CUGCGCCCUCAUGGCAGGGUUUUUCUUUCCUUACCCGUCUGACUUUCACAACGGACACUUGAACUCUUAUCCAUACGGGAUCGAUUCGUAUAACGGCCAUGAUCAGGGACAGUAUCAAGACCACCUCUUCAACGACAGAGACGAGCGCAAUCACGACGGAUAUCAGGAAGAAAGCCACGACGAGCGGCAAUACCGGCCUUACCGAUCACGCAGGCGGACACCGACACCACCUCCGCCUCCCACUCUUCCUUCUCAAGAAUACCUCGCGAUUUCGCGCUCUCCGCAGCCUGCAACGCCGAUUCGUGGUCAGCGCAAGCUGCUCAUAUUUGAUCUGAACGGGACGCUCCUGCUGCGCUCUGCACGUGGGUACUCCCCCCGGCGAAUCUUUCUGAGACCGUAUGCACGCUGCCUCGCUGCCUAUCUCGCGCACCCGGCUGUGCAGGCGUGGCUGGACUGUAUGGUAUGGAGUAGCGCCCAGCCGCACAAUGUGCGCGAAAUGGUGGUAAAAGUGUUCGGAGAGUCGGAGGGCGAUGGGAAGGGGUCUAUCCUGCGCGCGGUGUGGGCGCGGGAUACGCUGGGGCUGUCCAGGGACGCGUAUCACCAGAAAUCACAGACGACGAAAGAUCUGGCAAAACCUUGGGAGUUCUUCGCUAAGCCCCAAUCAAUCAGGCGGUCAUCAUCGCCCUCGAUAUCUUCUUCUCCGAUAACAGAUACCACUUGUCUUCCAGCUAACCAGGACACGACUGCUCUGGGUUCUUCAUCGUCCAGUCAUAUCGCUGAGCCUUCGUUUGAUUCGGAUCACUCUUCUUCUCAAUCGUCUUCAUCACUGCGGCCCGAGCUCUUCCCGCAUGGCCCCGAAACCACAUUCCUGGUCGACGAUUCGCCUCUUAAGGCGCGCUUACAACAAUGGAAUCAUCUCUGUGUUCCUGAAUACGACCCUGAUGCGAGGAGGCGCGAUCGGAUAGCUGCAGGACUGAGCCCGGAGGAAACGCCUGAAGAUAAUCUAUCGAGUGGAUCUACGACGAACGGUCUGGAGAAAGGGACGGGGGCGGCUGACUCUGGAGAGAUACCCAUCAUGGAGGAGAUUUCUUUGAAGAAGGAUCGAUGGCGGAAACGGCGAAAGCAUGAACAAGCAGAGAGCUCGGACAAGGAAGAGAGCGGGUCAAGCGACACAUCCCCGCCCGAAGAGAUAGUUGAGGGUGCGACCGCUUCUACAGCUCCAGUGCCAGGAAUGAGCAAGCGUGCCAAGAGAAGAGAGAGAAAGCGGUUACUGCUUGAGGCCGAAGGGACUUCAGCUGCUCCAGAAACGGGUGUGGCGGAUUUUAAACGAGCUGCCGUCGGCAUUGAGAAUAUUUAUUCAUCGCCAGCUCAGGCCUCAUUGAAGCGCAAACGCAGCACGGAGGGGAAUGAAGUGGAGCGUGGGCUGGACGGCCAAGUCGCGGCCAGCGUCGUAGCUUCAACCUCCACAGAAGAAAAAACGGCCGAAGAUCAUACUGCAUGCGAUGAUGCCGCUGAGCCCUUUGACCCCACGCUUCUUGCUGUCAUUGGCAUCGUGUCCCAUUCGCGGAACGUGGGGAAUGUCGCUUCCUGGGUUCGUGCAGGCGGAUUAUCCUCAGCGGCAGAAGAUAGGAAGGCGACCCCAUACGCCAACCCCGCCGAGUGGUUUAUGACUCGAUCAGUGCUUUUUUUCUGGGCUGCUCGAGGGCGGCAAGCUUUGGCUGAGUUCGGAAUUGAGGCUGAAUCUGGAAUUGACUGAUGCAUCCAUAGAUCAGAUCCUUUUGCUAUAAUCUGGUGUAGUAAUACUGCAUAGGAUGUGUAUUAUAUUGCUUAUAUUGCUUUGCUAGUCGGAACAAAAAGUAUUUGUCUCUCAGAGGACUGUU
Molecule: messenger RNA, 1880 nt
Organism: Mycena citricolor
Lineage: Eukaryota; Fungi; Basidiomycota; Agaricomycetes; Agaricales; Mycenaceae
Source: the annotation of a GenBank genome assembly